This is a messenger RNA of Dicrocoelium dendriticum, 216 nucleotides long. Lineage: Eukaryota; Metazoa; Platyhelminthes; Trematoda; Plagiorchiida; Dicrocoeliidae. The record is from the annotation of a GenBank genome assembly.
AUGAGCUAUCCCACUUGGCAACUUAACACAGCACAAUAUGUGUCAUUUUGUUUUAUUUGCGUGCUUGAUAUCGAUAAACCUAUUUGCACCGGUGGUGGACGGGAACUCAUGGGCCCAUUGCCGUUUGGACUGUCAAAACGCGCGAAGAGAAAGAGCAGGUUGCAGCGGCAUACUAGGCGGCUGCGCAUGGCAGCAUCAACUCAGACAGUGCAAUAG